Aspergillus viridinutans is the source of this 639-nucleotide messenger RNA. RefSeq lists its product as uncharacterized. The record is from RefSeq and is a predicted model, not a curated record. Lineage: Eukaryota; Fungi; Ascomycota; Eurotiomycetes; Eurotiales; Aspergillaceae. The coding region runs from base 1 to 639 and encodes 212 amino acids. The transcript has 4 exons. Gene Ontology annotation, cellular component: nucleus; cytoplasm.
AUGCGCUUUCUUUGUCUACACGGCGCGGGGACAAGCGCUGAAAUCUUCGAGAUUCAGUCAGGCGGAAUCACCCAAGAGCUGGAAAAUAAGGGCCACAAGUUUGUAUUCGUCAAUGGACGAGUGACCUCCAAGCCUGAAGCCGAAAUCGAAGGCGUUCUAGACGGCCCGUUCUACAGCCACUACCCCCGCGAUGUUUACCCCGGCGAAGAUCUUGUCCGGGCAUUCGAGUACACACUCGACAUCAUCGAGAAGCAAGGCCCCUUUGAUGGUGUGAUGGGCUUCUCUCAGGGUGCUGCGCUCGCAUGUGCCCUUAUAGCCAACCUUGCCAAAACCGAUUCGAAACCUCUCUUCAAGGUCGCCGUGUUCAUCUGCGGUGCGACACCCUACGAAAGCUCUGGGCUUAAAGAGCUUGUUGCCGAGGACGGGAAAUACCCCAUCACAAUCCCAACGACGCACAUCGUGGGUAAGCAAGAUCCGUAUUACAAGGGAAGUAUGCAUCUGUACGGUAUGUGCGACCCAUCUAAGGCCGUUUUUUACGACCAUGGUUCAAAGCAUCAUAUCCCGUUUGACCAGGCGAACACUACUGCCAUGGUGUCCGCCAUUGAGAAAUCCAUCGAGCGGGCAUUGAAUAACGAGUAG